Yarrowia lipolytica CLIB122 is the source of this 987-nucleotide messenger RNA. RefSeq lists its product as uncharacterized. Gene Ontology annotation, biological process: L-citrulline biosynthetic process. Gene Ontology annotation, molecular function: ornithine carbamoyltransferase activity; amino acid binding. Gene Ontology annotation, cellular component: mitochondrion. NCBI's taxonomy places the organism in Eukaryota, Fungi, Ascomycota, Dipodascomycetes, Dipodascales. The record is from RefSeq and is a predicted model, not a curated record.
AUGAUUCGACCGUUCUCGACGCUGACCAAAAUGACCCCCCGACACCUCAUCUCCAUCGGCGACCUGUCCCCCAAAGAGCUGACUAAGCUGGUCGACCGAGGUCUGGUUCUCAAGAAGUGGAUCAAGCAGGAGAACAAGACCGAGACCGAUAAGCUGUCCGAUCUGCUCAAGGGCAAGACGGUGCCUCUCAUCUUCUCGAAACGAUCGACCCGAACCCGAGUGUCCACCGAGGGAGCCGUGGCGUUUCUGGGAGGCCAGCCCAUGUUUCUGGGUAAGGACGACAUCCAGCUGGGCGUCAACGAGUCCACUUAUGACACCGCCCGAGUCGUGUCUUCCAUGACCUCGUGUAUCGUUGCCCGAGUGGGAGCCCACCAGGAGAUUCUCGAUCUGUCGGCCGCCUCCUCCGUGCCCGUCAUCAACGCCCUCUGCGAAAAGUACCACCCCCUGCAGGCCAUCACCGACAUGAUCACCAUCAAGGAGACCUUUGGAGACGCCAAGAACCUCAAGCUCGCCUGGGUUGGAGACGCAAACAACGUGCUGCACGACCUGGCAAUUGCCGCUCUCAAGUCCGGCAUUUCCGUCACCGCCGCCACCCCCAAAGAGUACCCCGUUUCCGAAGACAUUAUCCAGAUCUGCAAUGAUGCCGCCAAGGAGUCCGGAGCCACCUUCACCACCACUACCGACCCCAAGGAGGCAGUAAAGGACUCCGAUGUCAUUGUCACCGACACCUGGAUCUCCAUGGGCCAGGAGAGCGAAAAGCAGCUCAAGAUGCAACAGUUUGCUGGCUACCAGGUCACUGAGGAGCUUGGAAAGCUCGCCAAGCCCACCUGGAAGUUCAUGCAUUGCCUUCCCCGACACCCCGAGGAGGUUUCCGAUCAGGUCUUCUACUCGGACCGAUCUCUGGUUUUCCCCGAGGCUGAGAACAGAUUGUACGCUGCCAUUGCUGUUCUCGAGGCUUUUGUGGUCCACAAGGGCAAGAUUGAGUAA